ACUGGACUGGAAUCUGGAUAGCUUACCACUGGUCUGUUAUUUGUCAGCGUCACUACGCUGGUGCUAUUCUUCGCCAGCGGUAUGUAUAGCGAGAAGAUUGCCUAUGCGAACAAAUAUGUUCCACAUACCAACAAAGCCCUCCGAUCGUUCAAUAUCUAUCUCAAUGUGCGAAAACCGCCGCUGAGGUCGAAAUUUCAGUUCUGUUAUUGGAACCCUCUUUUGUUCCUUUUCCCCAGACCUAGUUCUUUGACAACUACCUCAGAUGUGUCGAAUCCUUCGACAUCAACUACACAAAUGGGUUUGCGUAAUUCUAGUCGCUCCAGUACACCCAUCAGAGGGCCUGGCUCUCGUACACCCAGAUCCUCCCGUUCGCCUUCUCCGUCACCGCACAAUUCAACCCCCACUAAACGCUCCUCAUCCAAUUCUACAUCUACCAUGAUUCCAAUAUCUCCUAUUCCACCUACUCUCAACCCUCGUGGCGAAUUGAUUCUCUCCUCUCGCAUCGAUAGAGGCUUUCGGGAAAGUUAUGAGAGAUACCGGGCUGCUUUUGAGCGGAAGCGAGAGCUUAAAGAAAGAGAGGAACGGGCGGCCAGGUGGAGACACAAGUUCUGGGCCUGGGUGAUGUUUUGGCGGAAACCUGAACCCGAACCUAAACAUACUCGAACCGCCUCGCUUUUGAGGGGAAAUAGCAGGGGUACACCGCCUGCUCUGAGGACCCCUCCAAGGACACCGCCCCCCUCUUCACCAAGGGGGCGACAUGAUGCCAAUGAUUGUGAACGGAAUGUUUCUCCUUCUCGUGAAGGUCGUAAGGACAAUGCGAAUAUGAGGGCGAUGGCAUUGGAACGGAGUACGAAUCUUAUAGAGAAUAAUAAACAGUACAAGCGGGACCAGUAAUUAUACAUACAUUACUAUGUAUAAUUUCCAGCCCGACAUUACACAGGGUACGUGCAGGGCGAGACUGAGGCCUGAGGCCAGCCGUAUCCUGGGCGCUUAUUUUUUACAUUAA
Messenger RNA from Lentinula edodes (shiitake mushroom), 1006 nucleotides. RefSeq lists its product as uncharacterized. Gene Ontology annotation, molecular function: protein phosphatase regulator activity. The record is from RefSeq and is a predicted model, not a curated record. The coding region runs from base 82 to 894 and encodes 270 amino acids. NCBI's taxonomy places the organism in Eukaryota, Fungi, Basidiomycota, Agaricomycetes, Agaricales, Omphalotaceae. The transcript is spliced from 3 exons.